This is a messenger RNA of Letharia columbiana, 1131 nucleotides long. RefSeq lists its product as uncharacterized. Bases 1 to 1131 code for a protein of 376 amino acids. Lineage: Eukaryota; Fungi; Ascomycota; Lecanoromycetes; Lecanorales; Parmeliaceae. The record is from RefSeq and is a predicted model, not a curated record. The transcript has 4 exons.
AUGGAAACAGGUCGCGCCAAUGUUGUGGUUACGGUGCUCGUGGACAUGGCCACCGCUCGCAUCGCUUUGGGUCCGCUGAUCGGAGGGGAUCGCGUGUGCCUCUUUCUACAUCUCGCUGCGGUCCAGCCGACGACUUCGACCGUGGUGAGUUCAGGGAUGUUCCACGUGAUGGCCGACGUGGAGCUGGAGGGUCUCUCGAUCGUGCAGGACACCCACUUCCUCGUGGUCAUUGUAGGGUGCCGUCACCACCUCCCUCCCGCUGUGGUGGAGAGUCCUCGCGCCCACGGCAACAUCCUCAGUCCCAGUGGAACCGUCACCCCGCUUCAGAUGGCUACUCCGGCGAACACUGGGGUUGCUAUGGUCCUCAGGAUGGACGUUGUGAGCGGGAUGGUAGUUGUCGAGCGUAUGGAGCAACACAAAUACGGAGAAGAGCUGUAUGAAGACCGGGCACAAGGGCGUGAUAGUGAUGUUCGUGCUCGUAGAGCUGAUUACGCUUCCAAUCCGCCUGGGCGUUCCAACUAUGGUGGGUCUCGGAUGUCUCGUUCACGUGGGGAGCGUCUGCCAUGCGUUAUCCAUGCGAAAACUCACCGCAACACAGUCGCCGCGCAGGCGAGCACAAUGAUGACACUUGGCAAUCAUAUUGCCAUCGUUGUCGAACACGGCGUUAGCGGGGAGCGUGCUGGAAAGCGCGCCGGGCACAACGGCAACAGAUAUUCUCAUUCAGAGCCGGUAGGGGCCCAGCGCUUCGGAGAGCCAUCGUCACGAAUUGAGGCUGCCAACGCCCAUGAUAGCAAGGGAGAUGUGCGCGAGAUGCGUGCGUUAAUGCUACGUUUUGUACGCGUUGGUGGUGGUAACGGGAAAAGUAAACAUCAUCAUAGUCGCACGUCAACCACACGCGUCACGCAUCCAAAUCAGAACUAUGCGAGCGGUCCCUCCUACGAUCAUGGCGAUCGUCGUGGCACCGGUAGAGGAGGGUAUGAAUAUGAGGCUUCCUCUGAAGGCGAGUCACUGGUCGGAGAUUCUCACGGCCUAAGGCAUAGACAUACGGGAUAUUCGACUAUGGGCCCUGCGGAGUCUAGAAGACGUGAUUUGGCUAGCAAUCUCCUGCUAUAUCUCUUUAAGCUCUUUUAG